GAAAUGGGUCUAAUCUUGCUCUGUAGCUGUCCUCGUUUACCCACCACAACGCCCUUCGGCGGGUGCAUGGUGGUACUCGACUGCUGCUUUAAACAGCAGCACUGACAUGGAAACCCCAUUGCAGUUGAAGAACGAUUUCUUUCAAGAGCAGCAGUUCCAGCAUCACUGUAAGUACCAGCACUACUGCGGACCAGAGGAACGCUCCACUAAGCAGCGCAACCAAUGCUGCACCUGCAAGAACUGUACCUGUGGUGCAAGAAAAAGCCUAGUUUUUCGCGGGACGUCGGCGACCACUCAAGGAACUUUAAGGACGCCAUCCGUAACGUCUUCGAGACAAGGUUGUCAAUUUAGCGUCUGUGAGUUUAAGCCCUCCAGUCAUGGUAGUUCACCCAGACAUCACCACCAUCAGCACUGCCACAAUCGGCCGCGGGGCAGCCCGAGCAGCAGCCACAAAGAGAGUAACUCGUAUAACGAAAUAGCCAUGAGCAGCUGCAGAUACAACGGCGGCGUAAUGCGGCCGCUGAGCAACUUGAGCUCGUCCCGCAGAAACCUACACGAGUUUGAUUCAGAGUCCCAGCCUUUACAACCAAUUUCCACCGCAGAUGCAUCGGACACCCUAGCCUCUAAACCGGAGAACAAUUCGACCACCCUGAUGCCUUACGCAUCGGGAGACGGAGGGGGUGGAUGUAACAACAGUGGCAGUAAAUCGGGUAAAAAGAAGAACCAGAACAUUGGGCAAAAGCUUGGACAUAGAAGGGCCUUGUUUGAGAAAAGGAAGCGCCUCAGCGACUAUGCUUUGAUCUUUGGGAUGUUUGGGAUCGUUGUUAUGGUUAUAGAGACUGAACUCUCAUGGGGAGCAUAUGGAAAGGAAUCCUUGUAUUCAUUAGCUCUAAAAUGCCUGAUAAGCCUUUCUACAAUCAUUCUUCUUGGUCUGGUUAUCAUAUACCACGCAAGGGAGAUUCAGUUAUUCAUGGUGGACAAUGCAGCAGAUGACUGGAGGAUAGCCAUGACCUACGAGCGCAUCUUCUUCAUCUGCCUGGAGAUCCUGGUGUGCGCCAUCCACCCCAUCCCAGGGAACUACACCUUCACCUGGACAGCGCGCCUGGCCUUCUCCUACACCCCGUCCAAGACGGACGCAGACGUGGACAUCAUCCUGUCCAUCCCCAUGUUCUUGCGGCUGUAUCUCAUCGCCCGCGUCAUGCUGCUCCACAGCAAGCUCUUCACAGACGCCUCGUCCCGCAGCAUCGGGGCGCUCAACAAGAUCAACUUCAACACACGCUUCGUCAUGAAGACCCUGAUGACCAUCUGCCCUGGCACCGUGUUGCUGGUCUUUACCAUCUCGUUGUGGAUCAUCGCUGCGUGGACCGUGAGGGCCUGCGAGAGAUACCAUGACAACAUGGACAUAACCAGCAACUUUCUAGGAGCCAUGUGGUUGAUAUCAAUCACUUUUCUAACCAUUGGAUAUGGGGAUAUGGUACCCAACACUUACUGUGGAAAAGGAGUCUGUCUCCUCACUGGUAUUAUGGGAGCCGGCUGCACAGCCUUGGUAGUGGCUGUGGUUGCAAAGAAACUGGAGUUAACCAAAGCUGAAAAACAUGUUCAUAAUUUUAUGAUGGACACCCAGCUGACAAAAAGAGUGAAAAACACAGCUGCAAAUGUACUGAGGGAGACCUGGCUCAUCUACAAGAACACCAAACUUGUGAGGAAGAUGGACCAUGCCAGAGUCAGGAAGCACCAGAGGAAAUUCCUCCAAGCCAUUCAUCAAGCUCGAAAAUUGAGAAGUGUUAAAAUGGAGCAACGCAAGCUGAAUGACCAAGCAAACUCACUAGUGGACCUUGCAAAGACUCAGAACAUCAUGUAUGACCUGAUCUCAGACCUGAACGAGAGAGGGGAGGACAUGGAGAAGAGGAUCGCCCUGCUGGAGACCAAGCUGGAGACUUUGCUGGGGAACCUGCAAGCCCUGCCAGGACUCAUCAGCCAGGUCAUCGGCCAGCAGCACAGGGACUUCUUGGAGGUGCAGCUCCAGCCGUACAACAAACACAGCCCUGAGCGAUCGCAGUCUGUGUCCAGACGGAGGUCAUCCUCCACUGCACCACCCACCUCCUCCGAGAGCAGCUAGAGUCCAAGGGGAACACCUACAGAGAAGACUUUUGCCAUCAUAUGGCCAAGUUGCAUUUAUUGUAAAGCCUUAUGGUUUCAAUAAGUAUUAUCCAAAUUCUGAUGACAGAAUCCGAGCUACUGGGACAAUGGAUUUUAAAAGGGAUGCUGUUUAUUUUUAUUACCUCAAAAGAUGUUAUCCUUGCUCUGGUGACAUGACCAUAGAAAAUGAUGCUUUCCUCAGUAAAAACUAUUAGGCCUAUCGAUGGGGGGCUGUGAUCAGAACUAUACUCCAUCUCUAUGCAGAGGUAGCCAGUUUUAGGACAGUAAGGUUACCGGCCGGGUGUGAAGAUAAUGCACUAAAAUAGUGCUUCUUCUCACGGACUUUGUGCUUUUGCUGGCUUGAUUCAGUUACCGUGUUCCUUAAAGCAAGCUGAGAAAUCACGGGACCUAUCAAUCAGCAAGCAUUACAGUAAUACUUUUUAUUGAGGAAAAAGUGCUAUUUCAUGGACAUGACUGAAACGAAGACAGAGGGCAGCACAAGAAUGCACCCACAUACUGUCACUCAGAGGUACCAUAUAGAGCUUGAAAUAUAUAUUUUAGGUUAGAAACAGCAUCAAACUAGGGAGUUUUUUCUUUUGCAGAAUGCCCCUGUAGAAUGACUAUUUUUUGGGCCACACUGCAAACAAUUGAAUCCUCUUAUCAAAAUGAAUGCAUCUAAAUCUGUACUUGCACUUACUUUUUAAUCAUUGCACUUCAAUGCUGACUGACGUAUGAUAUAAAUCUGUGUUGCUCAUUAAAAUAAGAAAAAUGUAGAUGUUUGGGCAUGGACUUAUGGUCAAUUGUCAAUUAAUUAAUUCAUUUGUAUUAUUAGUGAAGAGGACUCAAGUCAAAGCCCUCAUGCUAUGUACCACAAAGGGACCUCAAUUUAAAACUGAUAGGCUACUGAAAUGAAUACUUUCAAUGAUCACAAACACAGUUUGCUCUUUCCUCAACAUAUCUCAACCCUUGUCCUGGAAGCACUUAGUAUGUAUGCUGGUUUUUGCCUCAAACUGAGCAACAAUAGUUGGAUGCAAUGCAAACCAAUAACUCUGUAGCCACUUUUGAAAGUAAAUUCAUAUUUUUGUACUUUCAUGAGGAUAAGCACACCUCCGCACACCUCUUACAGCAUACGUUCUUCAACACAAAUAAUGACGGAGAGAUAUGAACAGAAUACAUGAUGUAAAACAUUAAUUGGUUGAGGUGAAAUGCAGCAUAUUCAACAUAUCUUCCAUUAAACCAUCCAGGACCAAGGUUAAGAUACCUGGGAAUACACAUUGUUAAUUCAAAAGGAAUGUAUAAAAGAUGGUAUAGCAAUUUACUGUAUUAGAGGGCUGGGCCUGGUCACUAAAAUGUCAAAACCUAACUGCAAAAAAAAAAACCUCUCUCUGACACAUAUAAUUGUGGGGGGAAUAUUGUAGGUGCUCAAGAUUAUAGAAUUAGAUUUCAACAAAGCUUUGUCCCUUUGUUUAAAACAGCAAUAGCUUGGCCACUAGCCAGUCAUAAAGGUAAACUUCCACCAGUUAUACACAUUUUGGCAAUAUGCACCCUCCCUCUGCAAGGUUUUCAGAAGUUAGAUGAGUGUGCCAGGAUCAUCCGGUGGGCAUUUAUCUAGUCAACUUCCUGCAAUGACAUUGUCCAACCAACCAAAAGCUCAAUCCCAUCUACAGUGUUGAAUGUACUGUUGCUGGUUUUAGAGCUUUCAAACAUUGGCAGUCAAUCCAGAAAUUUUAGCAACAUAGAAACUUUUGAGAUAUUAUGUACUGUAUGCAAACAAAAUAUGAAACAAUAAAAAAAAAAAAAGCAUAUUUACCAGAUGUGUGUGCAUUACUAAUACUAAACCAUUUGACUGGGGUGAGAGAGAGACCUGUUGCAAAACCAUUGUAAAUAAAAACCUAUAUUUAUGUUUAUUUAUUUUCCCUUUUGUACAUGAACUAUUUGCACAUCAUUACAACACUGUAUAUAAACAGAUGACAGUUGAAAUGUCUUUAUUAUUUUGGAACUUUUGUAAGUAAUGUUUACUGUACAUUUUGUAUUGUUUAUGAUCUAUUUCACUUACUUUGGCAAUGUAAACAUAUGUUUCCCAUGCCAAUAAAGCCCCUUGAAUUGAAAUUGAA
This is a messenger RNA of Oncorhynchus keta (chum salmon), 4253 nucleotides long. RefSeq names its product small conductance calcium-activated potassium channel protein 2-like. Lineage: Eukaryota; Metazoa; Chordata; Actinopteri; Salmoniformes; Salmonidae. Bases 107 to 2119 code for a protein of 670 amino acids. Gene Ontology annotation, cellular component: neuronal cell body; plasma membrane; neuron projection. The transcript has 9 exons. Gene Ontology annotation, molecular function: small conductance calcium-activated potassium channel activity; calmodulin binding. The record is from RefSeq and is a predicted model, not a curated record. Gene Ontology annotation, biological process: potassium ion transmembrane transport.